GCAGGGUCCUUCAACAGGACCGACACGACAUGUACCCGGAAGUAAUGGAGUAUGAAGUAAACACGCAAGUCAAAAUUUAAAAUCCCUCCUUCAGAUAAAAUGAACAUGUCGCCAGAAGUUGCACUGCACAGGAUCUCACCGGAGUUGCGACCCUUGCUGUGCAGUGUGGUGCGGAAUGGCCGCGUGGGACUGGACUCCACAAAUUGCCUCCGAGUCACAGACCUCAAAACCGGAUGUACAUCUUUGACCCCAGGUCCUUGCUGCGAUCGCUUCAAGCUUCACAUCCCUUAUGCUGGAGAAACCCUCAAAUGGGAUAUUAUAUUUAAUGCCAACUAUCCGGAGCUGCCCCCAGAUUUUAUUUUUGGGGAAGAUGCAGAGUUUCUGCCUGAACCUUCAGAAUUACCGCAUUUGGUCCAAUGGGAUGCUGGAAACCCAGACAGUUUGCUCCAGCUCGUGAAGGAGCUUAUCCAGCAAUAUCACCACUACCAAUGCCAGCGUCUCCGUGAAAGCUCCAGACUUCUCUUUGAGUAUGAUAGCCUACUUGAGGAUCCCAACUAUGGCCGUAAUAUGGAGAUAUAUGCGGGACACAAGAACAGCUGGACAGGAGAGUUUUCAGCUCGCUUUCUUCUAAAACUCCCUGUGGACUUCAGCAAUAUCCCAAUCUAUCUACUCAAGGACACAACCCUGGACCCUGGAGAAGAUGUGGCUCUUCUCUCUGUGAGUUUUGAGGAUGCUGAGGCGACUCAAGUCUUCCCCAAACUCUACCUUUCUCCAAGUAUUGAACAUGCUCUGGGAGGUGCCUCUGCACUUCAUAUCCCAGCAUUCCCCAGCGGAGGAUGCCUAAUUGACUAUGUCCCACAGGUCUGCCAGUUACUUACCAAUAAGGUGCAGUAUGUCAUCCAAGGCUAUCACAAGAGGCGGGAGUACAUUGCUGCAUUCCUCAGCCACUUUGGAAUGGGAGUGGUGGAGUAUGAUGCCGAGGGAUUUACAAAGCUUACCCUUCUACUCAUGUGGAAAGACUUUUGCUUCCUAGUACACGUGGAUCUCCCACUGUACUUCCCUAGAGACCAACCCACCCUCACGUUCCAGUCCGUGUACCACUUCACCAGCAGCGGGCAGCUUUAUUCUCAAGUGCAGAAGUCGUAUCCUUAUAGCCCCCGUUGGGACGGCAAUGAAAUGGCCAAGAGGGCAAAGGCUUACUUCAAGACCUUCAUCCCUCAAUUCCAAGAAGGAGCCUUUGCCAACGGAAAACAAUAGUUCCCUGCAGCUCUAUUGACAUGCCUGUGGUCCUGUGAUGUGUUGGUACAGGCCAUUGCGUACCUAUGUGUAUGUGUUAACAGCCACAUGGAGGGGGAAAAAAAUCCUGUAGCAACCUAAUCCCCAAAUGUGGUGGAUGUGAUGUGCUAAAAUGCUAUAAUUUGCCACAAAAAAAAUUUUCACUACAUCCAUCAUUUAAAAAAAAAAAAGAACCCCCCAAAAUGUCAGUUUUGUACUAAUUACAGUGAGUUACGUUUUGUAUAAAACACUACUAAAUUCUCAUGAGAACAGGCUUCGCAGACUAUUUUGUGUAACAUUUCUACCCAUUAUCACUAGAGUGUCAGUGAAUAAAACUGUACCUUUUUUGACUUUUCUACUAGGGCUAAGGCUAUGCCUUUUGCAUUGACGUACAUUAUGUUGUCCAAGCACUGCCCAUACUACAGGUAAACCCAUGCCCUGCUAAAGUCAUGAUGAGAUGGCACCUUAGCACUGAGGGAUCAGGCUGAGGGAUCCUGCUGGUCGUAUACAAAAAUAGAUAGAAAUUUUUUGACAGGAAGUCAUGGACUGUAAUACAGUAUCUCACCUCUCUUGCUCACAAUAACUAACAUUUUCUUUUGACCUCUUGCAGUAAUGCCAGAAAGCGAUGUAACAGAUUGUGGGAACAAAAUUAUAGGAACCCCGCGACACCUACAGGGAUUGAGAAUUUAAAAAAUAUUGUGUACUUCAUUCCAAAGAUAUCUGAUCAGGUUGAGUUUAGGGCACUCAAGUUCUUCCACACAAAAUUCAUCUAUUCAUGCCUUCCCAAAAGUGUUUGCACAAAGUUGGAGCCACAAAAUUGUCAAAAAUCGAAUUGAUUAAUGAAAUGACUAAGACCUGUACAGUGUAUUUAAUACUUUGGUCCAUAUAAUUUAGUUGCAGAUAUCGAUAUAUAUAGUGUUCAAACUUUGUUGGAUAAUCGCCAUUGACAGAUCUUUAGGGACAAUACUUACCUUCUUAGUUCACUGAUACUAUUGCAUCCUUUUCUGCGUCAUCAAAAUUAUCAAAAACAUCAAAAUGUUGCAUGUGUUCAUUUUCAUCAUAUAAAAUGUACCUUACUCACACAUUCACACUAUCAGUGCUUACUGCACAAUGUGCUUAUUUGUAAAAACGUUUGGUCAUUAAAGAGGUAAGUUACA
Molecule: messenger RNA, 2432 nt
Organism: Phyllopteryx taeniolatus (common seadragon)
Lineage: Eukaryota; Metazoa; Chordata; Actinopteri; Syngnathiformes; Syngnathidae
Gene: babam2
Product: BRISC and BRCA1 A complex member 2
Exons: 12
Coding region: 100-1257 (385 amino acids)
Biological process (GO): DNA integration; DNA transposition; double-strand break repair
Cellular component (GO): BRISC complex; BRCA1-A complex
Molecular function (GO): DNA binding
Source: RefSeq, a predicted model, not a curated record